Molecule: messenger RNA, 1726 nt
Organism: Podarcis muralis (Common wall lizard)
Lineage: Eukaryota; Metazoa; Chordata; Lepidosauria; Squamata; Lacertidae
Gene: TSNARE1
Product: t-SNARE domain containing 1
Biological process (GO): vesicle fusion; intracellular protein transport; vesicle-mediated transport
Cellular component (GO): SNARE complex; membrane; synaptic vesicle
Molecular function (GO): SNAP receptor activity; SNARE binding
Source: RefSeq, a predicted model, not a curated record
ACGCACACGCGCUGUGGGCAGAUUGUCGGGAGAAUCUUGGCUGAUCGGGAGAGGUGGACUUUGGGAAACCUCCAUAGAAAAUUUGGUAUUGUUUCUGCACAAGCUUUAAAGGAAAAGCUCGACUCCAGAGCCAUCUGAUAAAAAAAUAUGUCUUACGGUUCCAUUGAUGGGAGUGGCGUUGGAAACAGGAGCCCCUUUGGCGGACCUUCUAGACAAGGAUACCAACCUUUAGCCACACAGAUGGAUCCCAAUGAACUACAGGAUCUUUUCCAGGAUACAUCAGCCAGCGUCUUCCGAAUUAAUGCCAAUGUGACUUCUCUGGAAAGGAGUCUUAAAUCCCUGGGGACGCCAAACGACACACCAGAACUCCGAGAUGGACUGCACAUGACUCAACAAGAGACCAACAAAACCAUCACAACAUGCACAAAUGCCAUCCGACAGCUGUCUGAGGUCAUCAGAGGUUCUUCAAGGCAAGAACGACUUCAGUUGGACCGGCUGAAGAACCAGCUCUCUGAUGCCAUUCAGCGAUAUGGAACGGUGCAAAAGAAAAUCGCCGAGAAGUCAAAAGCUCUGCUUCCCAAGGGACAGAGUAGUAGGAAGCAGCAAAGUCCCAAGACCCCUUUCUCUAACCUGGCGGAUGACGAAAAGAUCUUCAACGGCGGAGACAGCCUGUGGACGGAACAGAACCAGGAGCAUGCCCUGCUCUCCGAAAUCACAGAGGAGGACCUGCAGGUCAUCCGCCAGCGAGAAGAAGCCAUCCAGCAGAUCGAGAGUGAUAUGCUGGAUGUAAACCAGAUCAUCAAGGACCUGGCCUCUAUGGUAUAUGAGCAGGGUGACACAAUAGAUAGCAUUGAAGCCAACAUCGAGACUGCCUCCUCAAAUGUACAAUCUGCCAAUGAGCAGUUGGCCAAGGCAAGCCAACACCAACGACGAGCCAGGAGGAUCAAGUGCUGCGUCAUAGCCGCCGUCCUGGCAGUUCUUCUGGUCAUCAUCAUAAUCAUCUCCGUUUCGGUCAAGAAUUAAACCCUCUGGGUUUUCCCAGCCCACAGGCAUGCCAGCUUGGAACGUACAAAAUAUAUCACUCUGUAUCCACAGAUAAUGUCCAUUCUGCAGCAGGAUCACCGCAAAUCUAUGCAGUCAUUCAAGCAAUGUUUCGCAGCUCGGUGUAGAUGCAAAGUAAUGCGGCUUGUACUUGAGAAGGGACUGGAGUCUUGAACGUCACCAGUUUGGCGGGGGGCACUAAGGGGAUUAAUGUAUAUGCAUCUGUGCAUUUUAAAAUAUAUAUUAUCUGUUUCUGAAUUGCUAUGUGCUCUCUCUGAUUUCAUCCAUGCUUCCCUUUCCGUUCCACUCUGUAUAAAGUGAAGCUCUGUAUUACCCACUCACUAUAAUGGGAAAAAUAAAAAAUGCCUAUGACUUUUCCCCUUUUGGCCAAAGCGUGUGAAAUGUGCAGGCACAGAACACCCCACCCCCAAAUAGAUCUAGCUCGCCAAAUUGCAGACAAAUUGGCUUUUUAUGGGUGAACUAGAAGGGCUGUACUUUCCUCCAUAAUCCCUUAUGAGGUGGGAGGUUUGGUGGGGUUUUUUCUUUCUUUCUUUCUUUCUUUCUUUCUUUCUUUCUUUCUUUCUUUCUUUCUUGCUUUCUUUCUUUCUCUUUCUUACCUUAAAAUAAUUACAAUAUGGUUGAGUUUUGUAUAUUCUUGCUUGAACUUAAAAAAACUUUUAUUUUG